CCAAUAACUAGAGGCACCCAUGGAAGUGGACUCCGGCGAGGCGGUGGUGGCGGCGGCGGCCGAGGCGGUGGAGACCCACGAAGAAGUUAGCGGUGGCGGUGGUGGCGGAGGAUCGAAUUCCGGUGAAGAAGAAAAGGGGUUGUCUUUUGGUGGGAACCGAUGGCCUAGACAAGAGACUUUGGCUUUGUUGAAGAUAAGAUCCGAUAUGGGCGUAGCUUUUAGAGAUGCUACUCAUAAAGCUCCAUUAUGGGAUGAAGUUUCAAGGAAGCUAAGGGAGCUUGGAUUCAAUAGAACUCCAAAGAAAUGCAAAGAGAAAUUUGAGAAUGUUUAUAAGUAUCACAAGAGAACCAAAGAAGCUCGAAGUGGGAAAUCCAAUAAUACCAAAAAGAUUUAUAGGUUUUCUGAUGAAUUGGAGGCUUUUAAUCACAUUUCAUUUCAAUCUCACCACCGGCAAGUGGCGGCGACACCGUCGCAUUACGAUCAACCAGGGAAAAUAACCACCGAUACUAUUAUAUCGACGAUGAACAAUUCAUUACCACCAAAACCCUCAAACCCUCUUUCCAAUUUCCCAAACAUGGCGGUUAACGUGAUGUUUUCGAGCUCGACGUCGUCAUCAACCGCAUCAGAGGAAGAUCCGUUCCGAAGUAGGAGGAGGAGGAAGAAGAGAAAAUGGAGUGAUUUCUUCCUGAGGUUAACAAAGGAGGUAAUAGAGAAGCAAGAAGGGCUUCAAUUAAAAUUCUUAGAAGCCUUGGAGAGAAUAGAGAAUCAAAGAAAAUUAAGAGAUGAAGCAUGGAGAAUCAAAGAAAUGAAAAGGGUUAAUCAAGAACAUGAAGUUUUAGUUCAAGAGAUGUCGAUGGCCGCCGCGAAAGACGCCGCGGUCGUUGCAUUGUUACAGAAGAUAUCUCCAUUCCCAUCUCCGCCACCGCCACCACCGCCGCCACCGACUCGUCCUCAAGACGGGGAGAUAAGGCCGUCGAGAUGGCCAAAGGAAGAAAUUGAAGCAUUGAUAAGGGUUAGAACAAGAAUGGAAAUGAAGUAUGAAGAGAAUGGGGCAAAAGGGUUAGUGUGGGAAGAGAUAUCAACAGCCAUGAGAGGGUUUGGAUACAAUAGAAGCUCAAAGAGAUGCAAAGAGAAAUGGGAGAACAUAAACAAAUACUUCAAAAAGGUGAAAGAUAGCAACAAGAAGAGGCCAGAAGAUGCCAAGACAUGUCCUUACUAUCACCAAUUGGAUGCUAUCUAUAAAGAGAAGGAAAAAGGCAUGAGCUUUGAUAUCAAUAGCCAAAUGGAGCCAUUGAUGGUUGAGCCAGAGCAACAAUGGCCGCCACCAUUUCAGGUCAAUCAAAUCAUGGGGAAUCAAGAGGAAGAAGAAGGAGAAGAAGAAGAAAGUAGUUGCACAGAAGGGUUGCAAUCUUCAAUAAGCAUAUGAUAUCCAUUACAUAGUUGAAAAGGGGUAAAAGUUUGGCACAAAAAGCAAGCAACUUUGCAAUACAUGUGCUAAAGAGCACUAGAAUUUGUAUGAUAAUUAAUUGUUGUUGUUUAUAGUGGGAUUAAUUGAAUUUCCUUUUUUUCUUCUUAUAAUCGUAAUCAAGCUUAAAUUAUUGUCAAA
Molecule: messenger RNA, 1606 nt
Organism: Cucurbita moschata (crookneck pumpkin)
Lineage: Eukaryota; Viridiplantae; Streptophyta; Magnoliopsida; Cucurbitales; Cucurbitaceae
Product: trihelix transcription factor GT-2-like
Exons: 2
Coding region: 20-1426 (468 amino acids)
Source: RefSeq, a predicted model, not a curated record